Molecule: messenger RNA, 1014 nt
Organism: Guyanagaster necrorhizus
Lineage: Eukaryota; Fungi; Basidiomycota; Agaricomycetes; Agaricales; Physalacriaceae
Product: rab-protein geranylgeranyltransferase
Exons: 7
Biological process (GO): protein geranylgeranylation
Cellular component (GO): cytoplasm; Rab-protein geranylgeranyltransferase complex
Molecular function (GO): Rab geranylgeranyltransferase activity
Source: RefSeq, a predicted model, not a curated record
CACGGAAUAAAACGCGUACGGCAAAGCAAGGAGGCUCUUGAAGCCAGGAAAGCACACGAACAAGCCAAGAUCAAGGAUUAUCUUGCACUCAACGACGACAUAUUGACUCGGAAGAAGAAUAAGGAUUGGUCCAAGGAUGCUCUGGAUCUGACAACUCGAAUGCUCCAAAUCAAUCCAGAAUUUUACACAGCGUGGAACUAUCGCCGGACUAUACUGCUAAAUGGAAUAUUCGCAAGCAGGACACCUCAAGAAAUCAAUGAAUUUCUUUCAGACGACCUUUCUUUGACGACACUUGCCCUGAAGGCACACCCCAAAGUAUACUGGAUCUGGAAUCAUCGUCGAUGGUGUCUCGAGCACGUACCCAAUGGUCCUGGCACCGACACCGAAGGCGAUCCCGAAGGCUGGAAAAAGACCUACUGGGAUAAAGAGAUGUUCGUUGUAGAACGGAUACUGGACGCCGAUCCUCGCAAUUGCAGCCCUCCAGUUCACGCAUGGAAUUACAGGAGAUACGUGCUGGCUGGCAUGCCCGUUCCCCGACCGGAGACCUCCGAAUUGGCGUACACCACCAAAAAGAUCGAAUCUAAUUUUUCCAACUUUAGUGCAUGGCAUCAACGCUCCAAGAUACUAAUUUCACUAUGGGACAGCGGCCAUCUUGAUCCUGCGAAAUCCAAAGAAGAUGAGUUUGAGCUUGUACGAAACGCUAUGUUCACAGACCCGAAUGACCAAAGCGUCUGGUUAUACCAUCGUUGGCUUAUAGGCUCAGGUGACAACCAGACACUAUUGGAGAACGAGAUUGCCGUGAUUCAGGAACUGUUGGACGAACAACCUGACAGCAAAUGGUGCAUGGAGUCCAUCGUGCACUAUAAACGCCUUCUAAUCUCAAAACAUGGUGCAUCGACGGACACUGUCCGCCUGGUUCGAGAUUGUCAUUCUCUUUUAGAGCAAUUAAUUGAACUAGAUCCAGCUAGACGUAAUAGGUAUAAGGAGAUUGGUGCGUAUCUUUGGGCCGUUUAG